Camelina sativa (false flax) is the source of this 1041-nucleotide messenger RNA. RefSeq lists its product as uncharacterized. Gene Ontology annotation, molecular function: aspartic-type endopeptidase activity. Gene Ontology annotation, biological process: proteolysis. The record is from RefSeq and is a predicted model, not a curated record. NCBI's taxonomy places the organism in Eukaryota, Viridiplantae, Streptophyta, Magnoliopsida, Brassicales, Brassicaceae.
AUGAAUAGCCAUAACUUUUUUAGAGUUCUUAUUGCAGCUUUCCAUCUCUUCCUCCUCCAGUCGUACGCAGUGCAAGGGAUUAUCAGAAUCGCGUUGACGAUGGGUAAUACUUCAUUCAACAAAAACGGAGUGGGAAUGACGACUUCUAAGCAAGAUAUCUAUUUCGGGGAAAUAGCAAUUGGUACUCCGGGGCAACGUUUCACAGUCUUGUUUGAUACCGGCAGUAGUGAACUUUGGGUACCAUCUGGGAAAUGGCCGGGCAAGAAGCCUCACAAUCUUUACGUGUCGCAAAAAUCAAGCACUUACAAACCCAAUGGCUUUCUAAGCAUCGACACUGUCAAUGUUGGUGGAAUUACUAUAACUGAUCAGUCCUUCACAGAGGCUCGUUCUACUCCGAGUAAAAAAGAUCCACUUCUAGAAGAAACCUUUGAUGGCAUAUUGGGACUUGGGAGUCCUCAACUUUCUUCAACAAAAACUGUUCCUGUCUGGUAUUCGAUGAUGAAACAAGGAAAGAUUGAAAAGAACAUUUUCUCCAUAUGGCUUGGGAGGUCUGAGAGCUCUGGAGCAGGAGGGGAGAUAGUGUUCGGAGGAACAAACCCAGCUCACUAUACGGGACAGCACACUUAUGUCACCGUGAAAGGGCGUAGACACUCUUUCCAAAUGAACAACAUAUUUGUCGGAAAAGCAGAUACCAAGAGAUGCUCAAGAGGCUGCAAAGUGUUUGUUGACUCGGGCACUACAAACAUUAUUGGUCCAACGGCUAUGAUCAAGGACAUCAAUGAUAGAAUCAAACUAUCACCAGAUUGCAAAAAUUUAAAGAAGCUGCCUGAUGUAACCUUUACGAUAGACGGAAAGAGUUUCUCAGUCAGUCCACGUGAUUAUAUUCGUGGGGAGAAACCAAAAGAAUGCACAAGUAGAUUCGAGGGUAUCGAUGGUUUUAAUUAUUGGGUACUUGGUAUGCCAUUCCUACGAGCCUUCCAGACUGUGUAUGACUACACGGAUGAACCAAUUGUGAAAAUUGGUUUUGCUAAGUCGGUUUAG